Messenger RNA from Charadrius vociferus (killdeer), 324 nucleotides. RefSeq names its product acetylcholinesterase collagenic tail peptide-like. The record is from RefSeq and is a predicted model, not a curated record. The transcript has a single exon. Lineage: Eukaryota; Metazoa; Chordata; Aves; Charadriiformes; Charadriidae. The annotation marks the transcript as partial.
AUGAUGGGUUCCUGGAGGACCAUGGAGUACCCAAGGGGGUCCUGGAGGACCUUGAGGCACCCAAGGGGACACGAUGGGUUCCUGGUGGACCUUAGGACACAAGGAGGUCCCCAGGGGACCUCGGGGCACCCAAUGGGACCUGGGGGCACCCAAGGGGGUCCUGGAGGACCUCGGGGCACCCAAGGGGACGUGAUGGGUUCCUGGAGGAGCCAAGGGGAGAUGAGGGGGUCCUGGAGGACCUUGGGGCACGAGGAGGUCCCAGGGGACCUCAGAUCACCCAAGGGGGCACGAGGAGGUCCCAGGGGACCCCGGGGCAGCCCGCGG